Messenger RNA from Fonsecaea multimorphosa CBS 102226, 666 nucleotides. RefSeq lists its product as uncharacterized. NCBI's taxonomy places the organism in Eukaryota, Fungi, Ascomycota, Eurotiomycetes, Chaetothyriales, Herpotrichiellaceae. The record is from RefSeq and is a predicted model, not a curated record. The transcript has a single exon. The coding region runs from base 1 to 666 and encodes 221 amino acids.
AUGGCCGUCCUUUUCAAACUCAGCGCCAUCGUCACGACGAUCGUGAUGACAAUUGCAAUUGCUCCGUCGACCGCGAUCGCAGUAGCAGUGGCAGUCAGUUCCACAGCUCCCCCAAGCGGCAGCUACACCCUCUGCCAAUUCUACUCGAGCAUCCCAGGAAUUUCCUCGACGCAUGAGACUUCAAUGACGCUACCUCUCUGCCCUUCCAGCCUGUUGACCUUUUCAUACACGAUCCCUCCAACGACCGCCACCCCAACUAGCACCAUUGCCCCGUCUUCUUCCAGCGACACAUCCACCUCAUCAUGGACACUGUGCCAAUUCUACUCGCGCAUCUCCGGCGUGCCUUCGCCAACGACACGGGUCUCAAGCAUGACCUUGCCAUCCUGCCCGGCGAGCCUGCAGGAUAUCACAUACUCGUACCAGCAGGCGCCCUUGGCAACUGCAGGUGGCCACGUUCCCAGUAGUACUACUGCGACCACAGCGUCGCCGGCGUCAGCCACAUCUUCAGUCACUACUAGCACGGGCUUUGUUGCGGCUGCUGCUUCUACAUCUAGCUUCACUGGCGCCGCUGCCGCCGCUCCUAGACCACCUGUACGUUUGGAGAGAAUUGCCCUUGUUGGUGGUGUGGGUGGGAUCCUGGCGGGAGCUGUGGGAAUGAUGCUAUGA